AUGGAUUCCGAGAACAAGACUGUCGAUAUGCAUACGACCACCGAGGAGGCCGCGGCCCGGGCCAUCGACGUCGAGCACUCCAUGGGUCUGAAAGAUUCGCUGCGCAUCUACCGACGGGCCUGCCUCUGGUCCAUCCUCGUGUCGACGUGCAUCAUCAUGGAGGGCUUCGACCAGACCAUGCUCAACAACCUGUACGCCUACCCCCCCUUCAAGGCCAAGUACGGCGUGCGGCGCGAGUCGGCCUCGGGCGCGGUCGGCUACGAGCUCACGGCUCAGUGGCAGUCUGGCCUGUCCAACGGCGCCCAGGCCGGCCAGAUCCUCGGCCUGUUCCUCAACGGCUUCGUGGCCGACCGCUACGGGUACAGGGUGACGCUGGUGGGCGCGCUCGCGGCCUGCGUCGCCUUCACCUUCAUCAUCUUCUUCAGCGAGACGCUGCCGGUGCUCCUGGUCGGGGAGGUGCUCGUCGGGGUCCCGUGGGGCUUCUUCCAGACCCUGGCGCCGACCUACGCCGCCGACGUGUGCCCGACCCACCUCCGGGCCCAGCUGACGACGUACGUCAACCUCUGCUGGGUCAUCGGCCAGCUCGCGGCGUCGGGCGUGAUGCGGGCCAUGCUGAGCCGCGACGACGACUGGGGCUACAGGAUCCCCUUCGCCCUGCAGUGGGCGUGGCCGGUGCCGCUGGCCGUCGGCAUCUGGAUGGCGCCCGAGUCGCCGUGGUGGCUGAUCCGGAGGGGCCGCCUGGACGAGGCCCGGCGGUCGCUGGCCCGGCUGGCCGACCGGGCGUCCGACCGCGACCUGGACCGGGCCAUGUCGGCCAUGGUGCACACCGACGAGCUGGAGCGGGGCCAGCUGGCGGGCACCACCUACCUCGACCUCUUCCGGGGCGUCAACCUGCGGCGGACCGAGAUCGUCUGCGCCGCCUGGAUGGCCCAGCACUGGGUCGGCUGCUCGCUCAUGGGCUACUCGACCUACUUCUACCAGAACGCCGGCAUGGACGUGGCCGACUCCUUCACCCUGUCGCUGGGCCAGUACGCGCUCGGCGCCGUCGGGACCGUCUCGUCGUGGUUCCUGAUGGUCAGGCUGGGCCGCAGGACGCUCUACCUGGCCGGUCAGCUGUCCAUGCUGGUCCUCCUGCUGGUCAUCGGCUCCUGCGGCGCCUACUCGUACUCGUCGUCGUCGUCGGGCGGCGCGGCCCGCCAGGACGGAGCGGUCCAGUGGGCCGUCGGCUCCCUCCUGCUGCUCUACACCUUCGCCUACGACUGCACCGUCGGUCCGGUCUGCUACUCGCUCGUGUCGGAGCUGACGUCGACGCGGAUGCGCACAAAGUCCAUCGUCCUGGCCCGCAACUGCUACAACGUCAUGGCCAUCCUCGCCAACGUCAUCACCCCCAACAUGCUCAACCCGUCCGCCUGGGACUGGGGCGCCAGAUCGGCCUACUUCUUCGCCGGAACCUGCCUCGUCUGCCUCGUCUGGACCUUCUUCCGCCUCCCCGAGCCCAAGGGCCGCACCUACGCCGAGCUCGACAUCCUGUUCGAGCGCAAGGUCAGCGCCCGCAAAUUCUCCUCCACCCGCAUCGCCCGUCCGGUCAGCCGUCGUGACGUGACCGGCAGCCCUGCUGCGGCCGCCGUCGACGGUUCUCGCCGGCAUGGUGAGAAGACCGCUCAGGCCGUGGAGGUGGAACAUACAUAA
Geosmithia morbida is the source of this 1689-nucleotide messenger RNA. Its product is annotated as MFS transporter, SP family,ral alpha glucoside:H+ symporter. Gene Ontology annotation, cellular component: membrane. The transcript is spliced from 2 exons. Gene Ontology annotation, molecular function: carbohydrate:proton symporter activity. Bases 1 to 1689 code for a protein of 562 amino acids. Lineage: Eukaryota; Fungi; Ascomycota; Sordariomycetes; Hypocreales; Bionectriaceae. Gene Ontology annotation, biological process: carbohydrate transport; transmembrane transport. The record is from RefSeq and is a predicted model, not a curated record.